GAGGUCCAAUUAUAGGAAAUAAGGUGCACAUGUGACUGCGUUGUUUUGUUUUUUUAAACGGGUUGGAGCGUUUUUGCACGGGGGAAGCGGGGUCUCUGCAUUCUGGGCUGCGCUGCUAUUGGUCGGUUUCUUGUCUGAAGCCCCGCCCCUCACGCGUCCAGCCUGUUCUGAGCGGAUUCUUAUAAGAGCCGGAGAGCAUCUCCAACCCAAACCUCCACCUGAUCCGAACCUGGAGACGCUGCCGUCAUCUGUGAGGGGAGGCGGGCUGCACUACUCCGAGACCACCCGGCCGCCGGCGGCUCCUCCUGGGCUGAGAUCUACUUUCUGGCCUCGUGAGAACUUUUGAACUCCAAACGAGAAUGCAGUUAGAGAACAUCCUUCCCAGCGCCAGCAUCAAUUUACCCAAAACCUUCUACAACCUGUCCUCGUCGGACAGCGCCAACAACAGCCCCAGGCCGUCCUCCCAGCUCGAUUACCAGGAGGUGGACCGGACGGAAUCCGAGUCCAGCAGCGCUCCGAAGAAGUACCUGAGCGGGGUGGGGAACGGGAUGCUGGGUGAGGCAGAGGGGGACUCUUUUACCAAGGCGGACGGGAGGAAAGGCUCUCCGGUUCUGGGGGAGGACGAGCUGGCGAGCGGCCGGCGCUACAACAUAGACGAACUUGGUUCUGACAGAUACUUCAUCUCGUCCUCCCAGGCGAGUUCCGACAUGGCGAACCCCUGUUCCCUCUUCCCCUACGCAGGACAGACGGGUUCGGUGUACAGCGGGACCAGCGGCUCCAGAUACCCAGCCUCGCUGCAUUAUGGAUCCGUCCUGCCACCCACCGGCUUCUCCGCUCCGUCCGUGUGCAGCGGCAGGAGCCAGUUCGGCAGCGGGGGGUACCAGUUCGGUCAGGGUCCGGGCUGUUUAUACCCGUCCUAUUCCGGGACAGGGACGGGAAUUGGGUCCAUGUCUCUGCCGGGAUCAGCGGCCGGAGCCCGGGCGCAGGUGUACCUGUGUAACCGGCCUCUGUGGCUGAAGUUUCACCGGCACCAGACCGAGAUGAUCAUCACCAAACAGGGCAGGCGGAUGUUUCCUUUCCUCAGUUUCAACAUCACCGGACUCAGCCUCACGGCCCAUUACAACGUGUUUGUGGAAAUAGUUCUGGCCGACCCGAACCACUGGCGCUUUCAGGGGGGGAAGUGGGUCACCUGUGGGAAAGCAGACAAUAAUAUGCAAGGUAACAAGGUGUACGUUCACCCUGAAUCUCCAAACACCGGUGCUCACUGGAUGAGACAAGAAAUCUCUUUCGGCAAACUAAAACUGACCAACAACAAAGGAGCGAACAACAACAACACACAGAUGAUCGUCCUGCAGUCUCUUCACAAAUACCAACCACGUUUGCACAUUGUGGAGGUAACGGAGGACGGAGUGGAGGACAUGAGCAACGAGGCCAGAACCCAAACCUUCACCUUCCCAGAGAACCAGUUCAUUGCCGUCACAGCUUACCAGAACACAGAUAUCACACAGCUGAAGAUCGAUCACAACCCUUUUGCAAAAGGCUUCCGAGAUAACUAUGACUCGAUGUACACCGCUCCGGAGAACGACAGGCUGACCCCGUCGCCGACCGACUCCCCUCGCUCCACCCAAAUCGUGCCCGGAGCUCGCUACGCCAUGCAGCCUUUCUUUCAGGACCAGUUUGUCAACAACCUGCCUCAGAACCGAUUCUACACCGGAGAGCGGGCCGUCCCCCAGACCAACAGCCUUCUCUCCCCGCAGAGCGAGGAUCCCAGCGCAGCUGCUUCCGCCCAGCGCUGGUUUGUCCCUCCGGUCCAGCAGCCGGGCUCCAACAAGCUCGACCUGUCGUAUGAAAAUGACUAUUCCACCAGUAGCCUGCUGUCGUACGGCAUCAAGCCUCUGUCCCUGCAGACGUCCCAUGCCCUCAGCUACUACCCAGACUCAGCCUUUGCCUCCAUGGCUGCAGGAUGGGGAACUAGAAGCUCUUAUCAGCGUAAAAUGACCACAGGCCUGCCCUGGUCCCCUCGCCCAAGCCCCCCAGCUUUCCCAGAGGACCAGCUGGGGGCCACUAAGGAAAAGCUGCCGGAGGAAAACACACAGCCCACCUCAACCUGGAUCGAGACGUCCCACUCGCUGAAAUCAGUGGACUCUAGCGACUCUGGCGUGUACUCCAUGGUGUGCAAGAGGCGCCGGAUGUCCCCCGGGGGCUCGAGCACGGAGAAUUCCCCGACCAUCAAGUGCGAGGACUUGACCACGGAGGAGUACAACAAGGACAACCCAAAAGGCAUGGGUUAUUAUGCAUUCUACACAAGCCCCUAGGACUGUAUUUAUUUAUUUAAGCUAAAUAUAUUGAUUUGGUUUGAUCAAUGAGUGCUCUCCAUUCCUUGUUAAUGUCUUUCUUCUCUUUUCUCUAAAGGUGCCAAAGCUUAGUGUUUCCCCAAGCAAGCUGCACAAGGUUAUUUUCCCAGGCCAGCCCCUCUCACAUGAGCAGAAACAUGCGUAGUGCUUGUCGUUUUUGGGAAAAUAAAAUAAAAAUAAGAAAAUCAAAAACGCAUGUUUCAUUCAGUCCAAUACAUUUUUACAAUUUUGGUUGUUUUUUUUCCUUCCCUUUUUUAAACAAAUGUGAUUAACCCCCCUUCUCUGCGUAUUUAAGUCAUUUUUUGUUGUACAGUAUUUGUGCACUUUAUAACGUGAUGUAUCUUGUACAAAUUGUCUUCAUGAAGGUGUUACUAAAUGGAUAAUAAAACGGCUUUUCGUUAAGCCUUGUUGAAA
Nothobranchius furzeri (turquoise killifish) is the source of this 2768-nucleotide messenger RNA. It is a transcript of the gene eomesa, whose product is annotated as eomesodermin homolog a. Gene Ontology annotation, cellular component: nucleus. The record is from RefSeq and is a predicted model, not a curated record. Gene Ontology annotation, biological process: endodermal cell fate specification; positive regulation of DNA-templated transcription; regulation of transcription by RNA polymerase II. Gene Ontology annotation, molecular function: RNA polymerase II cis-regulatory region sequence-specific DNA binding; DNA-binding transcription factor activity, RNA polymerase II-specific. NCBI's taxonomy places the organism in Eukaryota, Metazoa, Chordata, Actinopteri, Cyprinodontiformes, Nothobranchiidae.